GAGGUGACGUCGGAGACCUGGGAAAGAGGAGUGUAUGAUUUUUGUCGCACCUAAGGAGGGGAUAAACAAAAGCAGGAUCUGUGGCUUCUGUAUAUUUUUUUACGAAGUGCAACAGAGUUGGGAUAUGACAUUGGUGAAAAGCGGCUGGUUGCUCCGGCAAAGUACUAUAUUACGGCGCUGGAAGAAGAAUUGGUUUGAUCUGUGGUCUAAUGGUCACUUACUGUUUUAUGAUGAUCAUGAUCGGCGGGAUCUUGAAGACAGAAUCCACAUGAAAAUUGACAGUAUCAAUAUCAGAGUGGGAAAUGAAUGCCGAGGGCUGCAGCCUCCUGAGGGCAAGCCUAGAGAUUGCUUGCUACAGAUUGUUUGCCGUGACGGGAAGCUGCUCAGCCUCUGUGCAGAAAGUGCUGAUGACUGCUUAGCUUGGAAAAUUGCUCUCCAAGAUUCCAGAACAAGUGGGGCCUAUAUUGAUUCUGAGGAGACAUAUGAUGACUCUACAAUCUCUUCAGCUCCCCCUCCAUACACAGCUUAUGCCACAUCAUCAUCUGAGGUUUACAGCUAUUCACAAUACAACGGUGCAUAUCCACCUCCAAGGACUCAAGUCGUCUUUGCUUCCAAUGGACAGACAUAUGCCGUCCCUUACCAAGGUCCUCAUGGCCAUCCUCCUGUAAACCAUGUCAUCAUUCAAGAACGGUUCCGGGAAAGUGAUGGAGACCUUGCCCUGGGCAUGCUUGCUGGAGCAGCAACGGGAAUGGCUUUGGGCUCAUUGUUCUGGGUAUUCUAGGUUCCCUCUAGAGCCAUAAAGUGAGGAAGAUCCAAAACCUUUUAUUUAUUCUGUGUGCAAUAAUUAUAUAUAUAUUUUCAAAGCACUCCUGUUUAAAGAUUUUUAAUAAGUUCUAGUAAUAUUUUGACUAGCAACUCACUGAGCUGUCAUAAUUUAGUAGAAAUGCAGUUUGUGCAACAGCUCAUGAUCAGGUGAGUUUGUGAUUCCAUAUAUUGAUUAAUAAAUAGUGGUAAUAUCAGUGAAGGAUUACUAAUGAAGGAUAAAUGGCAACACUUGACUGACUUUUAUAGUCCAAAAUUAACCAUCCUGUUAAAAUCAUGUCAGCUGCAGGGUUGGAAUACUAACUGGAAAAUAGGGCAGAAAGAUAAUAGGAAGAUGUGCUGCACUUUGGACAGAAAGAUAAUAGGAAGACGUGCUGCUCUUUGGCUUCCUGGUUAUUUGAAUCAGAUACUGUUUUACUGCUUCUUGAGUAGAGACGGUGGUUCAGUAGACACUCCAUGGGAUUUGUUUGAUGCUUUCAGUAUUCUAAAAGCUCUUACAUUUCUGAAGCUGGUUGGGUUGACAAAAAUUGCAUACUUCACAGCAUAUAUUGCUUUACUGUGCAAACUCUCCUCAAAGACUAAACAAUAUAUUUGCUUAUUGCUGUUUCUGCAAAAAUAACAACAGCCUUGUUUGGAAAAGGAAGUAAGUUUUGUUAUAAUGUAAAUAAUUUGUUUACUAGAAAUCAAAGCUCAGUUUAGUUCUUUCUGUAUCAAUGUCUUAGCCCCUUAUCAGGUGUGAUUCUUCUGACUGGGCUUCUUUGCUAGGACAGUAGCAUCUACUAGCAACUCAGUUCAGUCUCAAUGUGCAAGUCCUUCCCAGUCCUAAAUAAAUACAUAACAGAAAGUCUGUGGUCAUACUGGGCUUCAAAGUGUCCAAAGCAUUUUUUAAAAAAUUCUGGUAUUGGUUGUAUUGGAGCCCUUUACUUGUAGAGCGGGAGUUUACACAAAGUUGCAUCCCCACAUUUCAUCUGCACUUGCAAUACAAGACAAUUAUUUGUUUUUCUGGUAUAGAACAACAAAAUCUGUUCUUAGUUAUUAAGAUGCUAUACUAGCAAUGUCUGAUCUUGCAUGCUGUACUUGAGGUUCUUCACUUUCUGCUUUUGACACAUACAGUUCCAUAACAGCGUGCAGCAAGCUGUAAUUAGAACAUGGUUAGCUUCAGUGGAGUAGGGUGCCAAAGCAUUAUUCUUAGUACAUUUUUAUUUUUAUACGUUCAGUUGUGUGUGUAUUCUGUUAAAAUCCAAGAUAUAGGCAAGCAAAAUACCUGCACUGUGUCUUAGGCAGUCGUUUACAGCAGCAAGUGAGGAAGAUUUUGGUAUAGCCAUUUGUCAAAAAUAGUUAAGAUUAAUGUAAUUUUGUUCCCAGUGAAUUAGGGGUAACAUCAUUACAAGUCUUGGCAGAAGUAAUGGAAGCCGUCCCUUGAAUUAAGCAUGUACUGCUGUUUGGGAGAUGUAGACAGUGAUGAGAAACCAUAGUCAUAUUUAACACCUGUUGAACUUGAAAGUCUGUUGAUACCUUUGUUCUUGCAAAUGGAUUGUUCAGCAGUCUAGAACAAAUGAACAGUAUUAUGAAACCUGAACUGAAGAUCUUAAGUUCUUCAUAAGUGUGGGGCCCUCAUAUUAAUUCCUGUGUAAGUGUGUCUGAAGAGUUUGAAUCACUGAAACUAGCAGUGCAAUCUUAAGCAGUUAUGCCUUUCAAAAUGCAGUUGAUUUAGAAUGGUACAAUUCUGUUUAUUAUUGCACUGUGUUCCUGUCAUAGAGGCAGGCUUAGCUUCUGCUCUGAUUUACAUUUUGUCAAGAGUAAUUUUUAAGAGCCCAUUAUGUUCUGUGCUACUCUGUAUAGUUGUCUAGAAAUAUCCAGAAAUCCUACUUUCUGCGUAAUCUAUGUAUUUGUAUUUGAUUAUGAAAAACAAAAUAAACAUAGUAUUGAAA
Molecule: messenger RNA, 2753 nt
Organism: Heteronotia binoei (common prickly gecko)
Lineage: Eukaryota; Metazoa; Chordata; Lepidosauria; Squamata; Gekkonidae
Gene: PLEKHB2
Product: pleckstrin homology domain containing B2
Exons: 8
Coding region: 35-781 (248 amino acids)
Biological process (GO): regulation of cell differentiation
Cellular component (GO): membrane
Source: RefSeq, a predicted model, not a curated record